AUGCCUUUAAUUAACCAAUGUAGCGAUGUUCUAGGCAUAUGGCGUAUCUUAGAAACUGAAACCUUUCACGAUGAGCCACAAACAUGCGGUGGAUCACUACCUAAUCGCAACUUGGAUAAUUUGAAGCUUGGAGAUUAUAGGCGUUAUCUACAGGCUAGAUAUGGUGGCCUUCGUGAGACUGUAGUCGAGCUGGUUGAUGAGCGCCAUUACCGAAGGAGCGAACUUCCUCCUAGGAAUCAAUGGCGUUACUUAGGCGUACGCGAUCCUGCAUCUGGACACGGCUUUAUAGGACAGUGGACUUUGGUCUAUGAUGAAGGUCUCGACAUAGAUAUUGGCCCCAGCCGUUACUUCGGAUUUUUCAAGUACGUAAAGAUCGAUAAUAAUGAUUGCCCUAUGGUGUUGGAAGGAAGCCAAGAGGAUUCCCACGGCAAUGUGCAGUGUUACAGGACAACAGCGUCUGAAAUUGGCAUUGGUUGGGCCACUAGGAAGGUGUUUAAGAACGGAAAACCAGCAUUUACUUAUGGUUGCUUCUAUGCCGAAAAGGUUAAAGACGACAAACGCCAUUCGUAUGUGCUGGAUGAGUCCUCCAAUGCAGUUUUACGAAACGAGAAACACAGUAUCAACAAAUGGGUGAAAAGGGAUUACGCGGAAUUCCGAGAUUUGUCUCCCUUUCGAUUCUUGCAACUGCACAAGGGUACUUACUUUAAGAGCAUACAUCAUUCUCAUUUAUCCGAAUAUCGGACAUCCGAUACCCAUUUUGCCAAUCGAUUUAUGCAGAAAGGGGCACAUGGCAAAUAUGCGUGCAAAGCUGUAGCUGACGCUGCCGACUACUACGGUGAGAUGGAACUACCACGUCACUGGUCAUGGGGCGACUCUUUCUCCGGCGAAACAGAUAUAAUCCAACCUUUCAGUCAAGGUCAAUGUGGGAGCUGUUAUGCAAUGGCAUCCAUAUAUGUGCUGGCUAGGCGCUUCGAUAUUCUACUCCGUAAGCUCUACCCGGAAACCAAUUGGGAACAUACUGCGCGACCCUCGGUGCGCGAUAUUGUGGAAUGCUCUCCGUUUAAUCAGGGCUGCUUCGGUGGAUUCCCAUUUUUGGUAGGGAAGCAUCUUACAGAAUUGGGUGUUCUGAGUGAGUCGGACUCACCCUAUACGAUGAAACUAGAAGGAGGUACAUCUAGCUGUCACGUUAAACAGGACAGCCCCGAUGACAGGUGGUUUGCAGCAUCAUAUGGGUAUAUUGGCGGAUGUUACGAGUGCACAAGUGAGUUAGAAAUCAUGAAGGAAGUCUACCACCACGGACCUGUCGCCGUCGCUAUAGACGCUCCACAAAGCCUUUUCAACUACUAUAACGGAGUUUAUGAUGAUGAGCCAGCCAACCACGGAUCCAAUUGCGACUUGCCGCUUUCCAGUUUGAACGGUUGGGAGUAUACUAACCACGCGAUUAUUAUAGUUGGGUGGGGUGAGGAAGAUGUGGAGGGUGUUCUCACUAAGUUUUGGGUCUGUAGAAAUACGUGGGGAAACGAUUGGGGUAUUGGCGGUUUCUUCAAAAUGAAGCGUGGGGUAAACUUAUGUGGAGUUGAGUCACAGGCUGUAUACAUCGACCCGGACCUUACCCGAGGUAUUGCUGCGCGCCUGGUGAAGAGUCAGACAUGA
Molecule: messenger RNA, 1653 nt
Organism: Babesia bigemina
Lineage: Eukaryota; Apicomplexa; Aconoidasida; Piroplasmida; Babesiidae
Product: preprocathepsin c precursor, putative
Exons: 9
Coding region: 1-1653 (550 amino acids)
Cellular component (GO): lysosome
Molecular function (GO): cysteine-type endopeptidase activity
Source: RefSeq, a predicted model, not a curated record